UAUCACUUAACCAGUAACCAUGGAGGAAGAACUCAAGUUAUUCAUCCAAGUAUGGGUUUCUGCAAUCAUUUCAGUAACUUAUUGUUACUACUUAACACCCAAAAUCAAAACCAGUCUUCUUCGAUUACUAUCUGUUCUUCCUGUUUGUGUUUUGUUUCUUAUUAUUCCUAUCUUUUUCUCCACUGUUCAUUCCUCUUUCACUAUUGCAUUUUUCCUCUCAGGUCUUGCAGUUCCAAAACUCAUCCUCUUUGCAUUAGAAAAAGGUCCUCUUUUUCCACUUCCUCCUAAUCUCCCUCAUUUCGUCUGCUUUGCUUGCUUCCCCAUCAAGCUUCAAAAAAAACCUAACCCUGAAAAUACUAACCAUUUCCCCAAAUGGGUUUUUGCCCUGAAAGUUUUCAUCUUUGGUGCCUUGUUACUACAAGCGUAUCAUUACAAACAAUUUCUAUCUACGAAUUUUCUAUUGGGUCUCUAUGCUCUGCAUAUAUACUUGGAGCUUGAGAUUUCCUUAACCUUGAUAAAAUUUCUCGUCAGUAUCACUCUUGGGUGUGACCUCGAGCCACAAUUCAACGAACCAUACUUAGCCACCUCUCUACAUGACUUCUGGGGUCACCGAUGGAACCUCAUGGUCUCGAAGAUUCUCUGGCUCGCAGUGUACAACCCCAUACGGCAAUGGCGAGCCAAGAGCUCCGAGUGGGAUCGGUUCUUCGCGAUUUUCGCCACGUUCCUCGUCUCUGGUGUGGCUCACGAGAUUCUCUACUUCUAUUUGACACGUGAGAAGCCUACAUGGGAGGUGACUUGGUUCUUUGUGUUACAUGGGUUUUGCAUGGCGGCUGAAGUGGCACUGAAGAGGAAGACGAAGUUGGUGCAGCGGUGGCCGGUGAAUCCGGCAGUGUCGAGACUGCUUACGGUGGGGUUUGUGUUUGUGACUGGUGUUUGGCUAUUUUCCCCCCAGCCUAUUAGGCACGGCUUGAUGGAGAGGUUCAUCAAUGAAGACUUGUUUCUAAUUGAUUUCUUUAAUCGUAAGUUAUAUAUCCUCUUAGGGUUGUUUACGAGUCUUUAAUAAAUGGGAAAAUUGGAAACAAAGGAUAAAUAUUUAAAGAAAGAGAUGGUAAGAUUCUAAGAGAAAUUGAAGCGAGGGAAAUAAAGAAAGAUAAAUUGAAAAAAAAAGAGUUUUGUUUUGGAGUUAUUUGAGAGGAGUGAACAGCUUAAUUUUUGUGAAGAAUAGAGGAAGACAAUAUCGAAGAAGUGAUGAACGACGACUCCAAGUAAAAGAAUAUUGAUUUGCUCCAAGUAAAAAUAAAUUGGUUUGGACUUUUUGUUUUGUAUUUUGUAAGCAUAAAAAAGCUGGAGAUAUAGUGGGAUUUAAAUUAUAUUAAACGCAUAUGUCACCAAUCUUGAUCAUAAAAUGUAUAGA
Molecule: messenger RNA, 1414 nt
Organism: Arabidopsis thaliana (thale cress)
Lineage: Eukaryota; Viridiplantae; Streptophyta; Magnoliopsida; Brassicales; Brassicaceae
Product: MBOAT (membrane bound O-acyl transferase) family protein
Exons: 1
Coding region: 20-1060 (346 amino acids)
Biological process (GO): lipid metabolic process
Cellular component (GO): membrane
Molecular function (GO): acyltransferase activity, transferring groups other than amino-acyl groups; long-chain-alcohol O-fatty-acyltransferase activity
Source: RefSeq, marked reviewed